This is a messenger RNA of Lachancea dasiensis, 2412 nucleotides long. The record is from the annotation of a GenBank genome assembly. Lineage: Eukaryota; Fungi; Ascomycota; Saccharomycetes; Saccharomycetales; Saccharomycetaceae.
AUGAUUAGCGGCAACAUGCUCCCAUAUUCGGCAUUUACGUUUAUUGCCGUUGCAUGGCUUCUCUACCGACUGGUUCUCUUUUUAAAUAUUCCAGUUUGGCGGAUCGUGUCGACACUAGGGCUUCAGGUACCACAGACAACAAGAGUGUCCAUUGAUGAAGUGACCGAGGAAACAAUCACAGUGCGAUGGGAAAACGAGCCCGCCACUGCAGUAGAGAAGACCGGCUCCUCAAUUUGCCACUAUGUAUUGUAUCUGAACAAUGUCAAAAUUGGCUCCAUACCGAACAUACCUACUUCGCUGUACACUUGCUGUUUAUUGAAAGGCCUUUCGCCUCACACCCAAUAUCAGUUCGACUUUGUGUGUAUCAAUCAAGAUGGGUUCAUGAAUAAGGGGCCCUCCAUUUAUGUGAUGACCAAACCCAAAGGACCCGAUAAACACGCCAACCAGGUGUACCAGGAAGAACUUGAUGCCAACCAAAUGUUAGCGCCUAAUUUUCCGGCUGAUACAAAAUGGAGAAAGAGCCAGAAAAUUGUUACAACCGAGUCACCCACAUCUUAUGCGAGUCUAACUUCUCUCCCAGACUUGGACGACUACUCGAUAACCGAUUUGAAGAAUAUCUUAGUUUGUGCCCAAGAAGAUCUUCACGACGUUCUACAGCAAGAGACGUCUAUACUACAAGAUUUCCACGAAAGUGAAGUUCAGUUGAAACUAGAGCUGGAUAAUUUGAAAGCACAAUGGGCCCACGACAUCGAUUUAAGAAAAAGUCUAAAGUCUAGCAUCAAAUCACUGGAAAACUCUAAGCUACUUUACGACCUCAAGCGCGGCAAGCUAGACAAGAAUAUUGACCAAAGCUUGAAGAAAAUCCAGAAAAUGACAGAUGACAUGGCCAGAUGGGACCAGGAGAGAAAGACCCAACUAAGGCAGAACGCUUUACAAGAACAGUUUAAAGCUGAAAGAGAGUCUCUUGUUGAGAGGAUCGAUGACGUGUCGAAUCAAAUUAAAGCACUUCACGAUCAAGUUGUGAGCCAAGAAGAAGAAAACAAAAAAUUGAAUUCGGUGAAAAAAUCUUUAGACUCUACGCAAAAUGCUACCUCUACAACAACACUAGCUAGCACGAAUUCUUCGAAAAGGAAUAGUCCUGUUGAAAUUGGCGCUCAAGCUCAAAGCUUGAAUACCAUAAUGCAAAAAAUCAAUACGUACACCAAUGAAAGAACUGGGGUGCUAAGUGGCCAGGGGCAUGAAUUCCUGAAUUCUCUGUGCGAAAAUUCGGUCGUUGUGGCUUUGAUUAAAGAGGAGGCCAAAAAAGACUUUGCCUUAGACCACCAAUGGCGUACCAUAAGGACCAAACUCAAAAGGCGCAACGACAUGAUGGAAUCUAUGUGGACCGACAUAAGUUUGAAAAAUCGAGAGCUCAUGGCAAGUAUAGCAGCUCAACCGUAUGCAUCUGUUAACCAUCCGUCUUCGCCAAAUGGUGGCACGCCCCAUCUGACUUUGCAUGAUCCCAGCACAUACGUUUCAGAGAAUUCCAUGCAUGACCAGGCGCCCUAUUCCAAUGAGUCUUUCCGACACGCGUCACCUCCGCCAAGCGUCAACGGAAUGAUCUAUCCUAACUGGAGCAUCCCCCUAAACGGUAGUCAUCAAGCUCAAGCCAAUAACGAAGAUCAAAAUUUUGAUUACGACAACGCCAAUCAUCUAUUAAGUGGUCUCCAAAAUAUGAUCUCAGAAGCAGAUUACCAAGCCACUAAUGUCAGUACGUCCAAGUUAUAUACCACUGACCAGUUGGACAACUAUUGGAGUCGUCAGACGAACCCUGAAUUCAGGGCCCAGGCACAGCGGGAAAGGCACCCUUCACCGCCUGCACAACUCCCUUUGCAGUCACCUGCCUCAAUCUCCGAGCCCCAGAAUUUCUCUCAUUCCCGCAUGCUAAGUAACGAGUCCUUUGUCCCCGUUUCCGUUCCACGCGAAGACGAGCUGUCAGGGUUUGUUCAUACUCCUAUGGUACAGAGGGACGACCUUACUUCUUUUGGUUCCGGUUACAGUAAUGAACCCGCGAUGAGAACUUCGCCCUUAUCAUUGCCUUUGCAAGAGGAAUUCAGCAAGGAGGGCAUUUUUGGUUCGCCUCAUUUCAACACGAUAUGGAAUCCCGCAAAAGUUAUUGAAACUCCGACUGUGGAGAAGCAUGAUACGCCAAAAUCCCAACAUACAAGAACCAGUAGCCGUGGAAGCUGGGGACUACCUCACUUCAUGCAAAAAUCGCCAAACAAACUGGAAUCAAAAGGAAAUACUGCUGGGUCCUCGAAUGGCGAACACAAGGAUCGAGAAUCACAUGGAAGUGAGCGUCGCAUGUCAAAGUUGCUCACUAAAAGUGGAAUGAAUCACUUGUUUAGGUCUCCAACUCACGACUCGUCGUAG